AUGCCCUAUUACCAGGCCAGUGUGUUUCAGUCGAACCAGCUCGAGCAUGGUACCCGGUUCCAUUUCAGGGACCCCCACGACAGCCAGCCAGGUUGGAUUUGGGGUACUAUAGCUCUCCCUGAUACUAUGGACCUUGCAACCAAUGACAAGGACAUUAUCAUGCAUAUAUGGGAGAGCAUCGAAGCUGGCCUUGUUAACUGGGGCAAUAGUGCAAUGCACGGCCUGGGGAUCAGACACCCCCGGCAAGGUCUUGAUUUGUUGAUGCUUCAGAUUCAGUCCGUUGCACUAUGGUAUGCGGAAUACAUCAUCAUGGGCAGUAUUACUAUUGACAAAGGCAUGCUUUUCAUGUUCUGCGAGGGACCCCCAGAGCGUGAGGAUCAGCUCUUGAUUGAGCCUCUGCACUGGGGUAAGCCGGAGUAUGCGGUUGCGAAUCCGUGGUGUACGACUACUGAGCUACAGGAUUAG
Molecule: messenger RNA, 465 nt
Organism: Penicillium coprophilum
Lineage: Eukaryota; Fungi; Ascomycota; Eurotiomycetes; Eurotiales; Aspergillaceae
Exons: 2
Coding region: 1-465 (154 amino acids)
Source: RefSeq, a predicted model, not a curated record